Messenger RNA from Acanthamoeba castellanii str. Neff, 213 nucleotides. RefSeq lists its product as uncharacterized. The transcript has a single exon. Lineage: Eukaryota; Discosea; Longamoebia; Acanthamoebidae. The record is from RefSeq and is a predicted model, not a curated record. The annotation marks the transcript as partial.
AGAAGGAAGCGACCAUCGCUGAAGGCCGAGACACGAGCGCUGACGCAGGAGGAAGUGCUCGCGGAGGCCAAGGAAACGGAGAAAAUCAACUUGGCGCUUCUUGAGGAGAUGCUGAAACUCGAAGCCAAGCAGAAGCCCGUCAUCCGCAAGCAAAGAGUGUACGUCAGGCCGCCGCAUUACAUAACCCUUGGCACACUGCGACCGUGCCCGUAA